UCAUCCUUCUUUGCUCGCUCUCUACACGCAUCAAAACCGCCUUUUCAAGCCUUCCUCUCUCCCUCUCUUCCUUCCCUCUCAUAUGGUUUCUUCUCUUAGGGUUAGGGUUUCUUAGUUGCGUCUACUUUGAAAUUUCAAAAGACAAAUGCUGCGGAUAAUUUCUUAUUUUCCUUUCAAAUUUAUUAAUAUUUCCUUCGAAGAACAUUCUAGGUCAAGCAUGGCUUGAUUCCGCUCUUCUGUGGUUUAUCUAUUUGCUCCACAGGGUGGCAGUUCCGGAAUGGAAAUGUAUAGUGUUUCUGGACAUGGAAAUGCAGAAAACUAUUUGAUUCAAGGUACUGAGAUAAACCCUAUUCUGACAAGUCCACUUCUUGAACAAGUCGAAGCUAUGUACAACGAAGGGUCCCCUGAGUUUUUUGUGGAUCAGGGCUUGUAUUAUCCUACUGCCACCAAUUAUGGAUACUACUGUACAGGAUCUGAAUCACCCGGUGAAUGGGAGGACCACCAUAGGAUUUUUGGUGCAGAUGGUCCAGAAAUUCAGUAUGCGGGUGCACAAACUGAAAGUUUACCUUAUGUAUAUUAUACCCUUAGCUAUGGAUAUGGACAGUCUCCUUAUAACCCAUACAAUCCUUACAUACCUGGUGCCAUGAUAGGCGUUGAUGGCCCAUAUGUAGGAGCACAACAGUAUUACGCAAUGCCCCCUUAUAAAGACACUGUAUGUUCACCUGGUUAUGUCCCUGUUGUUGUUCAACCAGAUUUUGUCCCAAACAAUUCGACAAACGCAAACCCCUUGUUAGAUGCAGCUGGAUUAGCAUUUACCAAUAGACCUGAUGGAAGAAGUUUAAAACACGGUCUCGCUUCAUCAUCUGCAGCCUUUCCCAAACACCAAACAAAACCCACAUCAAAUCAGACUAAUACCAUGCCCAAGAUAUCAGAAGGGCCAAGAUCUAAUGCUAUACCUAGCAAGCAGUCUCUAACACAAGGGAGUGUUUCCUUUGGUAGUUUUCCUACUUCAGCUUCAGUGCACAUGCUUCAGGGUAGAGGUGCUUCUGGAUCAAUUCAACCUGUUGAUAACUUUUCCUGUGGGAAAGUUCUGCCUCAUUCUAACCAAUUAAAAGUUGCUGUCCCUGUCAAUAAUGGUUUUUCUGAUUUUGGAUCAAGUGCACCUGGACAGGCUGUAGUGGCUAAGCUUCGAUCUAAUACUCAUGCUGGUAGAACUCUCAAUGAUUUAAAUGGAGGCCCAGAUGCUCUGAGUGAGCAGAAUCGUGGACCUAGAACAAACAAAUCAAGGAAUCACUUCGCUGUUAAAGCUUACACAACAAAAGUGGGAGAUAAUAAUGCUCAAGGAAACAUUAUAAUAUACACUGAUCAGUAUAACAAGGAUGAAUUCCCUGUUGACUAUAUUGAUGCAAAAUUUUUUGUAAUAAAGUCUUAUAGUGAGGAUGAUGUCCACAAGAGCAUCAAAUAUAGUGUUUGGUCAUCCACACCCCAUGGGAACAAGAAGCUACAAAGUGCCUAUGAGGAUACUCAAAAAAUAGCUGCAGGAAAACCUAGAGCAUUCCCUAUCUUCUUGUUCUUUUCUGUAAAUGCGAGUGGUCAAUUCUGUGGGGUUGCUGAGAUGAUUGGCCCAGUUGACUUUCUAAAGGAUAUGGAUUUUUGGCAGCAAGAUAAAUGGAGCGGUAGCUUUCCUGUCAAGUGGCAUAUUAUUAAAGACGUACCAAAUUCCAGCUUUAGACAUAUUAUGUUAGAGAACAAUGAGAAUAAGCCAGUGACUAAUAGCAGAGACACUCAAGAGAUAAUGUAUAAGCAAGGUGUGGAGAUACUGAAAAUAUUCAAAAGCCACAUAUCAAAGACCUCAUUAAUUGAUGACUUCAUGUACUAUGAGAAUCGUCAGAGAAUUAUGCAGGAAGAGAAAGCUAGGCUUAUAUUUAAAAGCUUUGAAACUCCAUUCUUAGUACCUGCAUCAGAUCCUGCUCACAAGUUGGAUUGUCUUGUUGAGUUAGCUCCAAAGAAAGAUGAGAAAACUAUGGAGCAGAAUAGUACUAACUGCAUGAAGAAAACUGAGGCCCCUAGCACCGAACAGGUUUCUUCAAAUUCUGAUGCUGCUGAUACCAGUGUUGAGAGUGAAAUUUCUGGGCAAACAAUAGUAAAAUCGGGAAGUGAUAUUGCAUCUGUUUUAAAGAUUGGUUCGCUUAGUAUUAAACCCAAGCACGAUGAGCCUAAACCCUCCUCAGAUGUCGCAACUUGUGUUUCUAGUUCUGAUCCUGUUGGUGUUGUUACAGUAGGAUCAAUGUCUGUCAAAGUUAAUGGAUUUGCUGAAUCUUCUGGUAUUCUAAGAGUUGGUAGUAUCCCACUUGAUCCUAGGGCGCUACAGCUUUGAAAAGGCGAUGCUAUUGCUAAUCAUCGGUCUUAGUAUGAAUCACGUGAAAGGUUUAUCAUUAGCUGGGAUCUCAUUGUGUUUGAGCAUGUUCUAAAUUGUAGUUUUUGCAUGAUAAACCUGAGCAUUUCAAUUUGGAUUUAGGCCACAGAAGUUAGAAAUUUUGAAUUUCUUGUUUUUCUUAAAUUAUUGUGAUUUUUUUAACCCCCCUUGUAUGAUUCACAGGAUGCAAUUAUUUUGAUGAACUUGUGUUGAUCUCUUGGAUUUAAUUUGGGGGUUUUGUUAUUGCUACAAAAGUGCUAAUGCAAUGUAAUCAUUUUUCCUUUCAGCAUUUUAUUAAAGAUCAAAGGAUGAUUCUGUCA
Molecule: messenger RNA, 2736 nt
Organism: Hevea brasiliensis (rubber tree)
Lineage: Eukaryota; Viridiplantae; Streptophyta; Magnoliopsida; Malpighiales; Euphorbiaceae
Product: YTH domain-containing protein ECT3
Exons: 8
Coding region: 278-2377 (699 amino acids)
Biological process (GO): mRNA destabilization
Cellular component (GO): cytoplasm
Molecular function (GO): mRNA binding
Source: RefSeq, a predicted model, not a curated record